AUGACUCGACUGCCGCCUGUCGACACGAGUGUUCAUCGACAUAUGCACGUGAGCCCUGCGCCCUCGCUCGAUAUCUCGGGCACUCAAUUUAUACCCAAGAGAAGGAACACAGAAGCGAAAGCGUACUCGGGCCGACCUACGUUCCAACGCAGUUUCUCAAAACCCACCCAGUUACUUUUACAGUCGACCGAGAACUAUUCUCUGCUCCAUGGCAUCCUCGCCGACGACGAGUCACGGCGCAUAUUCUACUUUAUGAUCCUGAAUUUGUGUUUUAUGGUGGUUCAAUCGACAUACGGCGUCUUGACAGGAUCUCUCGGCUUGAUCAGUGACAGUAUCCACAUGUUUUUCGACUGUGUGGCCUUGUUGGUCGGUGUCUGCGCGGCAGUCAUGAGCAAAUGGCCUCCUAGCCUCAAGUUCCCCUAUGGCUACGGCAAGAUCGACACUCUGGCAGGACUGGGCAAUGGCAUUUUCCUAAUGCUCAUCAGCAUUGAGAUUGUCUAUGAAGCAAUCGAGCGGCUCUUUUCCGGCGCAGACGUCAGUCGCACGGCCGAACUCCUGGUGGUCAGCACCGUCGGCUUACUCGUUAAUCUGGUUGGGAUUUUCGCUUUUCACGGGGCACACGGUCAUGCACACGGCCAUGACGACCACGGACACUCUCACGCGGGUCACGACCACGAUCAUGAUCACGCACAUUCACACAGCCACCACAUCGAGGCGGAGACGCCGUUGACCGCCUCCGCCUCGCCAGUCAAAGGCAAGAAAGCAGCCAGCGGCCAUCACCACGGAGGAGAAAACAUGCAAGGCAUCUACCUGCACAUCAUGGCCGACGCUCUCGGGUCGCUCGCCGUGGUCGGCUCGACCAUCCUAGUGCGCCUGACCGGCUGGAGCGGAUUCGAUCCUCUGGCGUCAUGCAUCAUUGCAGUGCUCAUCUUCGCCUCCACGAUCCCUUUGGUGACCUCGACCACCAAGAUUCUUUUGCUGUCUCUGAACUCCGACAUCGAGUACAACCUGCGCGGCAUCCUCGGCGGCGUGGCCGAGAUCCGCGGCGUCGCCGGCUACAGAGUGCCCAAGUUCUGGUUGGAGGACAUCAAGAAAGAACCGGGUCACCAUCAUGGUCACGACCACGACCACGACCACGACCACGACCACGGUCAUGCCCACGGGCAUGCCCACAAGGACAGUGAUGGCCAAGCCUGCAGCGGCGGCAGCGGCGGUGGCGGAGUCGAUGACCCGACUGUCCUGGGCGUCAUCCACAUCAUUGCCGCGCAGACAGCCGAUCUGGAGGAUGUCAGGCAGAAAGUGGACAUGUACUUGCGCUCGCGGAAGAUGGAUGUGGUGAUCCAGAUGGAGCGAGAAGGCGAGAAUCGAUGUUGGUGCGGUGCUGGGCAGAAGACAUGA
Molecule: messenger RNA, 1398 nt
Organism: Capronia coronata CBS 617.96
Lineage: Eukaryota; Fungi; Ascomycota; Eurotiomycetes; Chaetothyriales; Herpotrichiellaceae
Exons: 1
Coding region: 1-1398 (465 amino acids)
Biological process (GO): transmembrane transport; intracellular zinc ion homeostasis; zinc ion transport
Cellular component (GO): membrane; Golgi apparatus
Molecular function (GO): zinc ion transmembrane transporter activity
Source: RefSeq, a predicted model, not a curated record